GUGAUCUCUUCAAGCAGCUCCUUGCUCUUAUAUUCCAGGAUGUGAAUAUCUGGGGAAGGCAUCACCUGUUUCAUGCUAGCCAGGAUAUAUGAUUUUUUUUUAAAAGACUGCAAAGUGUGGAUCUGCUGCUAGACACUUAAAGAUGAAUUCCAGCAACUGCAGCAACUGUACCAGGGUACACGAUCUGGUCUUUGCCAGUAGCUACUCACUAAUCUUUACGAUAGGCCUCCUGCUGAACUCUACAGCUCUGUACAUUUUUAUCUUCGGAGAUGUUGUUCGCUCCGUCACCACCAUCUACAUGAAGAAUCUAGCAGUCUGCGAUCUUCUGCUGUUGGCAUCAAUGCCUCUGAGGAUAUACUACUAUGGCUGGCAACCUAAGCUAUCUCAAACCACAUGUGAAGUGGCAGGCCUGCUACUCUUGGUUAAUAUGUAUGGCAGCAUCUUCCUUCUGACUUGCAUCAGCUCAGACCGCUGGAUGGCUGUGCGCUUUCCACUCAGCUCCUGGGCACAAGCCAUACGUCGACAAGCCAAGUACAUCUGUGUGGGUAUAUGGACCUUGAGUAUUGGGGGAGCCAUUCCCACAUACUUGGCUGCCAAGAAUGCUACAAAUCACAGCAGCACUCUCUGCUUUGAUGAAAAUCCUCACUAUAUCACAAAUGCUGGUGUUUCCAGUACUAUGGUGCUAUGCUAUGCCAUUACAUUGGUUGUCACUGUAACUUCCUCUUUUAAUUUGCUGCAUGUUUUCCACCGGAGUGUAAGUGUGGAGAUGGAACUGAUCAAUAUAUCCAAGAUCAGGUUAAUGGUAGUGACGAAUGUGGUCAUCUUUCUGGGUUGCUUCUUGCCCUACCAUUUGACAGUACUUUGCUUUCUUGUACGAGGGUUGAAUGAAACAACCAAACAGGUGUACAGAUAUGUCCUGCUCUUAUCUUGUGUGAAUGCUGCCCUAGAUCCUCUGGCCUAUUAUUUUACCACUGAGACCUUCCAACAACAAGUACCCCUAGAACCUUUUCUAAGGAGCCGGGCUUCACAUUGUGACUACGCAGAAGAAAUAAUGCUGUCUGGCCAGCCCUUGGAAACACAAUCUCCCUCUGCAUCUUGAACAAGGAAGAGGCCACUGCAACAGGACAGCUUUUCCACCCCAGCAUUUGCCCUUUUACAGUAAUAUGGUAUAACUGCCUCUCUCAGAUAAGAAUUCCAGGACAGCAUACAGAUUCAACAGACAGGUGAAGUUCGCUAUUUCCUUGGGAAAUUAUAAAGUCUCCAGUUCGCUCUGGGAAGUCCAUUGGAGUUGGGCAGUCAAUAAGUUUAAAUGAAAUGAAUGAACAAACCUGGCAAAAGCUUCUCAAACACUUGACUAUGGCAUAAGUAGAUAAGGAUCCCUGUUUCAGACUUGAAUGAAGCCACUUCAAGUAAUUGUUUGUCCUUAGAAGGACAUGGUGUUCAGAUUUGAAGCAAAAUAGUGUACUGAAUCUUCACAGGCAACCUCUUUCCCCUGGCUGAUUCUUAAACAAGCUCUGCCUUUUCCAAGGCUUGCACCCUAGCAUAGAGGUUCCCAACCUUUUGGGCACCAGGGACCGGUUACGUGGUGAGAGGUUUUUCCGUGAACCAGAGGGGGCGUGGUUUUGUGUGCUGCCUGCAUCCCGCAGAUGGGGCUUUGCUUGUUUGUGCGGACCAGUUGCUGGAUGCCGCAGCCUGGUACUGGUCCACCAACCAGGGAUUGGGGACCCCAGAAAGGGCUCAGGAAAAGAUGUAUUUGAGUUAGAGAAGCAUUAAGAUGGUGGUAGAGGCAAUCCUUAACAACCAUAAUUAUGACCUGAAUUUCCAUUGCCUCACAGUUGUUAGUGAGUCACACCCAAUUUUAUGAAUCUUCUUUGCCAUGGCUGUUAAGUUAAUCACUGCAGUUAAGAGAAUCAGGCAGUCAUUAAGUGAAUCCAGCUUCCUGGAUUGACUUUGUCAGAAGCUGGCUUGAAAAGUCACAAAUGGUGAUAUGACCCCACUGCAACCUUUGUAAACACAUGCCAGUUGCCAAGUGCCUGAAUUUUGAUCAUGUGACCAUGGGGAUUCUGCAUUGGUUGUAAGUGUGAGGACUGAUCAUAAGUCACUUUUUUCAGUGCUGUUGUAACUUUGAACAGUCGCUAAAGGAAUGGUUGCAAGUUGAGGAUUAUCUGUAACGCAGUGCAGUGGCCCCCAACCUUUCCAGCUUUGCAGACUGGGAGAGGGAGAGGGGAUGGUUCCGCACAAGUAGCAGGAAAGCAUGUGCACGUGCAGCUCUAUUUGCGCAAGUGGUGAGCACACAUCACUCGCACAAAUAGAGCUUUGCACGUAUGUGUGCUUACCCAUUGCUCGUGCAAGUAGACUGCACACACACAUGGACUUGUCCUCAGCUUCCGCAGCCAGGUCUGAAUGGGCUUCGGCCGGGUACUGGGCUGCAGCCCGGGAGUUGAGGACCCCUGAAACAAUGUGAUCCCAUUUUGCCUUAACUCAAAUUAGCGUUUUCUUUCGUUCAAGUUUUGGAAAAGGCGUGAGUCCUUUAAGGAGCAGCCAACAAAACACAAGUGAAUGCCCAUGCCAGAUCCAAAUAUGACAGUGCAGUUCCCUCUUAGGCUCCAACACAGUUUAUUAAACCCAGCACUACUUUUUCAUGGCUUAAUUGGAGAUCUUGCUAUGCUUUUCUCAAGCUGGGUGCUAGAUGACAGAUGAUUGUUGACAUGAUGAGCAUUCCUAUUCAAGGAAGCUCUAGCUCUUAAUGCAAUUCUCUAGAGCAGGGGUGCCAAAAUGGUGGCCCGAUGGCCAGAUGCGUCACAUGAAGGCCACAUGCGUCACGUGCAGGCCACACCCACCUUGGCUCCACAAAGGCAAAAAACUUUGCGAUAUGUCAUGUGACACAAUUCAAUUUGACACCCGUGCUCUAGAGCAUAUUUAUCAGAGAGGGGGGGAUGUAAAAGAUAUAGCUCAAUUUUCUAGCCAGCAUCUGAGAUGCCCACAGAUGUUCUUGUUUUAGAUACCUGAUUUGUUUCCACUAUCCUGCUGAAUCAUAGCUCAGCAUCUCUUGCAGAGAUUGCCAAAGUGUCAUCUGGCUCUAAUAAUAUUUUCCCCAAAACUGAAUGUUUAUAGAGCAGAGGUCCCCAACCUUUUGAGCACCAGGAACCGGUUCUGUGGAGAGAGAUUUUUCUGCAGACCGGAGGGGGCAUGGUUUUGUGUGCUGCUUGCAUCUCAAGGAUGGGGCUUUGCUUGUUUGUGCGGACCAGUUGCUGCAUGCUGCAGCCUGGUACUGGUUCAUGGACCCGGGGUUAGGGACCCCUGUUAUAGAGGAUAAACUGUCUACCUCUAAUGCAUGGAAGACUGACAAUGCUUGCAAAUAUGGAAUAUGAAAUUACCAGAAAGACUGGCUCAUUUCAGUUUAAAGCAUUAUAAAUGUAAUUCAGUACCAGUACAUGUUUUGACUGAAGUCAUUGGAAUA
This is a messenger RNA of Crotalus tigris (Tiger rattlesnake), 3460 nucleotides long. RefSeq names its product lysophosphatidic acid receptor 6-like. The transcript has 2 exons. Gene Ontology annotation, molecular function: G protein-coupled receptor activity. Gene Ontology annotation, biological process: G protein-coupled receptor signaling pathway; behavioral response to pain. The record is from RefSeq and is a predicted model, not a curated record. The coding region runs from base 143 to 1099 and encodes 318 amino acids. Lineage: Eukaryota; Metazoa; Chordata; Lepidosauria; Squamata; Viperidae. Gene Ontology annotation, cellular component: membrane.